AACCAUGCUCAAGCUUGCUUUCGUUACUUUCCUUUUUGCUUUGGCUUCUGCUAGACCACAAGAUGUCGACUCUAAUAGAGUUGUAGCUCUUCCACAGGACAACUUCGAAGUGACUGAUAUUGGUUUCGAGAAGAUCAAGGCCGAGCCAGCUCCGGAAGUUGUGAACAAUGAUGCUUCAUAUGCCUACGCAGUUGAUAUUUCUGUUCCAACAACAGUUUCUCAAAUGAACUGCCUCAAGACAUCCAGAUAUGCAGCUGUUUUCAUCAGAGGUUUCACUCCAUUUGGAUCUGGAGCAUUCGACACAACUUCAGUCACUUCUAUCAGAAAUGCUUAUUCUGCUGGAUUGGGAAUUGAGGUCUACAUGACUCCACAACCACUUUCUUCUCUUCAAGGAUACCAACAACUUGAUGCUCUUUAUAACGGACUUAACGGAAAUGGAAUCACCAUCAGAUCUGUCUGGAUUCAGGUUACCUCCCCAGCCAACUGGCAGAAGUCUGCAACUACUAAUGUGAACUUCCUCAACAGCAUUAUUUCACGAGCCAAGCAAUACGGACUGACUGUCGGAAUCUACACCAACCAAUACGACUGGAGCCAAAUUACUGGAAACUGGGCAACUUUGAGCUCUGAUGUUCUUCUCUGGUAUUGGCAUGUUCUUGGAGGUGGUGUUACUGGAGAGACUCCAGCUACUUUCGAUGACUUCCGUGCAUUCGGAUCUUUCAAGAAGGCUUCUGUUAAGCAAUUUGCUCAAGUUGAGUCUGUCUGCUCUUUGACCGUCAAUCGUGAUGUUUACGUUGUUGGAAUCCCAGCUGCUGCUUCAUCGAAAAACACUGAUUUUUUCACUCAAGAGGACAUCAGCAGCAACAACAAAAAGAUUGUUGUUGGAGGAGUCAUUGGAGUCUAAAAUAUUUAUGUUGUGAUCUCUUACCUAUUUGUAUUAUUUCAAUAAACAAUCCUAGCUU
This is a messenger RNA of Caenorhabditis elegans, 959 nucleotides long. RefSeq names its product Lysozyme-like protein 1 (gene lys-1). Gene Ontology annotation, molecular function: lysozyme activity. Gene Ontology annotation, biological process: peptidoglycan catabolic process; cell wall macromolecule catabolic process; response to stress. The transcript has 2 exons. Bases 5 to 901 code for a protein of 298 amino acids. The record is from RefSeq and is marked reviewed. Lineage: Eukaryota; Metazoa; Nematoda; Chromadorea; Rhabditida; Rhabditidae. Gene Ontology annotation, cellular component: cytoplasmic vesicle lumen.